AUGUUCUGGGAGCCGACCCUGAGGCAGGUGCUAGCUCGUGAUGACCAGCCACCUCAUCCCGUUCCUCAGGCUCUCGGAGGCUCGAAAUGCGGUGUAGAACGUGUGGGACUUGCGACAGCAAAAGCCGGUGUUCCGCUGCGCACAGUGCCAGUGGAUCUACUAUUGGACAAUUGGAAGCUCCACAAGGAUGGAUGCAAAGAAACUGCGCUGUCCAGAAAGCGUCUCGAGGAGCUGAAGAAGACUGAUCCCACGGGGGCGCAAAUACACGCUGAUUGGUUCGAAUGGCGCACGGCAGCAAAUAACAACGACACUAUGGCUAUGACUCACGCGCUUGGACUGCAGAGGGACUCUUCGCGUGGUCGGACUCACAUCCUAUUCCGCCUUUGCCAGUACACUCCACGGGUGUUUAAAAUUAGCGACGUGUUGACAGAAAUCGAGACCAUGAUGAAUCUCGAUCUGGGAGAGGGCCAGGAGUACAUAUAG
Fibroporia radiculosa is the source of this 483-nucleotide messenger RNA. RefSeq lists its product as uncharacterized. The transcript has 6 exons. The record is from RefSeq and is a predicted model, not a curated record. NCBI's taxonomy places the organism in Eukaryota, Fungi, Basidiomycota, Agaricomycetes, Polyporales, Fibroporiaceae. The coding region runs from base 1 to 483 and encodes 160 amino acids.